AUUUUAUAAAUCAAUAUCUUAUAUUUAUACUUACUUAUAUUUAAAUAAUUAAUAUCUUUAUCUCUUUCAGUAUUUUUCUUAUCUGACAUAUCGGCAGGGUUGGCUGGUCACACUCAUAAAUCAGAAAGAACGUGAUCAGACGCAGUAGCAGAUCUGUUGUGAAAUUCCAAAUUCGAAACUCUGUCAGAAAGAGUCCACUGUCACACAGACGCCGACGUGGUAGCAGGUGCAGAAAUGUCGCAGUUCACGUGCCUAAAUUGCGAUGCCCGCUUCGCCAGCGCGGAAAUUCAGCGGGAGCACUACAAAACCGACUGGCAUCGCUACAAUCUGAAGCGUCGGGUGGCCCAGCUGCCGCCCGUCACCGCCGAGGAGUUCCAGCAGCGCGUCCUCAGCGCCCGCAGCGCCAACGAUGCCGCUUUGGAGGAGCAGAACAUCAGUGUCUAUUGCCAGGCGUGCCGGAAGCAAUUCUCCGGCCAGAAAGCCCAUGACAAUCACCUCAACAGCAAGAAGCACAAGGAAGCCCUGGCCAGAUAUGAACGCGAACAAAUGACCGCCAGUGGUGGCAGCACAAGUACAGCAGCGUCAUCCGUUUGCACACGCAGUGUCCUGGAGCCGCGUCCCCAUCCUGCAUUGGCGGCUGCGGCCGCCGGCAAGGGUCGUCUGGCCUUUGCGGAGCGAGCACAUGGCCGGGACGAGGAUGAGGAGUUAGACGAUGAGGAUGAUGACGAUUUUGAAGAUAUUGAGGAGGAGGAAGUGGAUUCGGAUGAAUGGGAUAAGAUCCCGGAGAAUCCACUGACCGAACGCGAUUGCCUUUUCUGUUCGCACACCAGCGAGGAUCUGGUGGAGAACCUCAAGCACAUGUCCGUGGCACAUUCGUUCUUCAUACCCGACACCGAAUACUGCACCGAUAUCGAGGGCCUCCUCUACUACCUGGGCGAGAAGGUGGCCAACUAUUUUAUCUGCCUGUGGUGUAAUGACCGCGGCAAGACCUUCUACUCCCUGGACGCGGUGCGCAAGCACAUGGUGGACAAGGGACACUGCCAGAUGCUCCACGAGGGCAUGGCAUUGGCCGAAUAUGCCGAGUACUACGAUUACAGUUCCAGUUAUCCCGAUAAUAAGGACGGCAUGGACAUCGAUGAGGAGGUCGUUCCCGAGCUGCUCGACGGCGACGAGUACCAGUUGGUGCUGCCAUCGGGCGCUGUGAUUGGACACCGUUCCCUGCUCCGCUACUACAAGCAGCGCCUUCGCCCGGAACGCGCCGUCGUCCUGAAGAAGUCCGAUCGCAAGCUGCACAAGGUCCUUAGCGAGUACCGGGCUCUGGGCUGGACACAGACCCAACAGCAGGCGGCUGCCCGCAAGGCCAAGGACAUCCAUCUGAUGAAGCGAGUCCAAUCCAAGUGGCAGAUGAAGCUCGGCUGCAAGGCCAACAAACUGCAGAAGCACUACCGCGCCCAGGUUCUGGUCUAAGGAUAACACCUACUUGAAAGCUAGAAGCUGCUCGGACCUACCAUUUUGGAAUAUAUUCCAUAUAUAAUAUUAAAUGCCCAGAAAUGAGUUAUUUUUUUGUUAAUCGAUAGGAUUUUUGUAAUAUAAAAAAUACAUUAAUGAAUGUAAAAACUAG
Drosophila ananassae is the source of this 1621-nucleotide messenger RNA. RefSeq names its product zinc finger protein 622. Gene Ontology annotation, molecular function: zinc ion binding; nucleic acid binding. Bases 235 to 1467 code for a protein of 410 amino acids. Gene Ontology annotation, cellular component: preribosome, large subunit precursor. The transcript has 3 exons. Gene Ontology annotation, biological process: ribosomal large subunit biogenesis. Lineage: Eukaryota; Metazoa; Arthropoda; Insecta; Diptera; Drosophilidae. The record is from RefSeq and is a predicted model, not a curated record.